CCGCAGGCGCCGAGCCCCUCGGCGUCGUCUCCGGGGAAUGUGGAGAGCCGGCAGCAUGUCCGCGGAGCUGGGAGUUGGGUUCGCGCUGCGGGCAGUGAACGAGCGCGUCCAGCAGGCUGUGGCGCGGCGGCCCCGGGACCUCCCAGCCAUCCAGCCCCGGCUAGUGGCAGUCAGCAAAACCAAACCUGCAGACAUGGUGAUUGAAGCCUACGGUCAUGGCCAGCGCACUUUUGGAGAGAACUAUGUUCAGGAACUACUAGAAAAAGCAUCAAAUCCUAAGAUUCUGUCUUCAUGUCCUGAGAUCAAAUGGCACUUCAUUGGCCAUUUACAGAAACAAAAUGUUAACAAGUUGAUGGCUGUCCCCAACCUCUUCAUGCUGGAAACAGUAGACUCGGCGAAGUUGGCAGACAAAGUGAAUAGUUCCUGGCAGAAGAAAGGUUCUACUGAAAAAUUAAAAGUCAUGAUCCAAAUUAACACCAGUGGAGAGGAUAGUAAACACGGCCUUCCACCCUCAGGGACAAUUGCCAUGGUGGAACACAUAAAGGCCAACUGUCCCAGCCUGGAGUUUGUGGGGCUCAUGACCAUAGGAAGCUUUGGACAUGAUCUUAAUCAAGGACCAAACCCAGACUUCCAGGUGCUGGUGUCCCUACGGGAAGAGCUCUGUAAAAAGCUGAGUAUUCCUACAGACCAGGUUGAGCUGAGCAUGGGCAUGUCCAUGGACUUUCAGCAUGCAAUUGAGGUAGGAUCUACAAAUGUCCGGAUAGGAAGCACUAUUUUUGGAGAACGGGAUUACUCAAAGAAACCUGCCCUAGACAAGACCACAGCUGAGCUGGCGGCCCCAGUGGCGGCGGCCCAGGAGCCCUAAGCCCAGGACAGCUAAGAAGACCAGCCGCGCACUGACAUGGGCUUUCAUUUCGAUGCUCCCCGCAUUACAGCACAGUCACUCCCGCCUGUGGCCCGGAUAGAGGAUGUCAUGUGUGGGUGGAAGAUGCCUGUGCUUAGCUUCUUCUGAUCGAGAAGGUUUGCUUCAAGCAGAGGCUUGGGAUCAAAUUCGAGAAGCCAAUACAUGUCUUCAAAACAGAAACCAAACCAGUAGUCAGGAAUUAAGAUCACUGAACUCUUCCAAGGAGCACCACACAGUCCAUGAAUGCCUCUUCCUGAGUAUCGUUACAGCUGACGCCUAUAAUGGGGAAAGUAAGGGUCUCCAUUGUCAUCCCCCUUAAAUGGAAUUCCCUGUAAUUGCCAGUUUCCUACAAGUCCUCACUGAACAGUGUCCACCAUUGCUCUUGACCAGUGAUUGCUGCCCUCAGUCUCUUACCCUGGUCAGUAGGUGUGGAAGUGAUCUGGAAGUACAGAACAGGUCACCUUGGGCAGCUCUAGGCACAGCUCCACUGUGGUAUGGACCUAAAAUUUCAAGGCCAAAAUUUGGAAAUGAGGCUUGGGCCUUUCUGUUUUUCCUCUGGGAACUACAGUGAUGGGGAGUCCAUGAGAUGAUACCUUCUCCAACUGGGUCGUUUCCUGGCAAGUUUUAGCAAAGACAGUGAAUGCCACCCCCCACUGGAGACGCACAUCUUUCAAAGCCAGUUUAGGCAGGUGGUUUCAAUACGGCCUUGCUUUGCCUUUCCUUUUCCUGAGAAGUAUUUUCCAGGCACAUUUACAGACUCCUUCCAUACUUAACAAGCCAGAACCUCGCAGCUUUUCUUGACUGUACAUACCAGCAUGAACUUAAAAAUCCAGAAAGCAGUCAGGCACAAAGGUACACACCUGGGAUGUCAGCACGUGGGAGAUGGAGGCAGAAAAAUUAGGAGUUCGAGGCCAGCCUAGGUUACAAGAAGCCCUGACUUCAAAAAAAAAAAAAAAAAAAAAUGUAACAGCAGAAACAAAGCACAAUUCUCUAAUAAUUAUAACAGGCUUCAGUCUGGGCUGUUUACUUUCUAGGUAGCUUUUUCUUUUCUUUAUUUAAGCCCCAGUCUUUAAUUUUAUGGACAUGCUGCUGCUGCUGAAUGUAAUUUUAUAAAACUUACAUCAUUAUGAUUUCUCUUCAACCGAAGCUGUGUGAUAGGUUAGUCUAUUAAAUAAAACUGUGAGCUUGAAUGAUACCAUCUGUGCCAACUACAGAACAAUUAAAAGAUUAUUUUUUGUGA
Molecule: messenger RNA, 2144 nt
Organism: Jaculus jaculus (lesser Egyptian jerboa)
Lineage: Eukaryota; Metazoa; Chordata; Mammalia; Rodentia; Dipodidae
Gene: Plpbp
Product: pyridoxal phosphate binding protein
Exons: 8
Coding region: 38-865 (275 amino acids)
Cellular component (GO): intracellular anatomical structure
Molecular function (GO): pyridoxal phosphate binding
Source: RefSeq, a predicted model, not a curated record